This is a messenger RNA of Linepithema humile (Argentine ant), 2622 nucleotides long. Its product is annotated as glutamyl aminopeptidase-like. The record is from RefSeq and is a predicted model, not a curated record. Gene Ontology annotation, molecular function: metalloaminopeptidase activity; zinc ion binding; peptide binding. Gene Ontology annotation, cellular component: cytoplasm. Gene Ontology annotation, biological process: proteolysis; peptide catabolic process. NCBI's taxonomy places the organism in Eukaryota, Metazoa, Arthropoda, Insecta, Hymenoptera, Formicidae.
UUCGAAAUGAUACUAAAAACGAAAAUUGGAUCAGCAUGCUUAAAAAUGUUACUAUACGGUGGUGUAAUGUUUAUCAUCGCAACACUUUUUUUCACCAGUGAAAUUUCGGGGAAUAAUAGCGGCGACGAAAUUAAUUACCGUUUGCCGAACAGCGUAGUACCAUUGCACUAUAAUGUCCACUUAAUACCAUAUCCAUAUUUCGAAGAUGUAAAAAAUAAUUUUCAUUACACCGGUACCUGCUAUAUCACAAUUUUUAUUCUUUAUUCAACAUGGAAUAUAACUAUUCACCUACAAACUACAGUGUCCAUAUUUACGGCGGAGUUCGAUAAUUACUUCGUAGCGACUCAUCUCCCAAGUGCUACGCAGAACAUUACAGAAGACACAAUCGUUUUUCAUUUUCUCGAUCAGCUAGGACCUGGGAUUUACACUGUAAAGAUAAUAUUCGACGGUUUUACAAUUCACAACAAACGUGUCUUCUAUAGAACUUUUUUUGAAAAUACGGAAAACAAAACAGAGAUAGCGACUGUAACAAAUUUCCAAAGGAUCGGGGCGCGACAAGUGUUCCCAUGCUGGGAUGAACCUGCGAUGAAGGCAACGUUUACAUUAAUUGUAACUCACUUUUCUGAGUAUACAGUUUGGUCAAAUAUGUUGAAAAAAAGAACUCAGGUCAUUGUUAACUGGAAACGGACAAUUUUCCACGUUACUCCACCAACAUCUCCUCAUCGCAUUGGACUUAUACUGACCGCAGAAAGUUUUACCAACUUUGCUGAACGUUCUAAUAAAUCUGUAGUGCAGUAUAGACAAACAAAAACAAAAGAUCUAACUUUUACAAUAAUGAUUAUUGAAAAAGUCAAACAAUACAUGCAACACAGAUUGAAGAUCAAAGAAGUAUUACAAAAUAUAAGUCAUAUUGUAAUCCCGGGCAUCCUAGAUAACAUACAGAAUUCGGGUCUCAUUUGUUACAAUGAAGCAGAUGUUAUCUACAAUAAUACAUUAGACUCCCCUGGUCGCGACAGAGAGGUGGCAUACUUAGUGGCACGACAAGUAGCAAGUCAAUGGUUUAGUAAUCUGGUCAGCCCAUCUUGGUGGUCCGACGAAUGGGUGAAUAAAGGUUUAGAAAUGUUCUAUGGCAUAGAUGCUAUCAAUGAGCUUUUUCCACAUUAUCAUAUAAUGGAUUUAUUCGUAGUUCAAAAUCGUGACUUGCUUAAUUUGGAUCCAUAUAUUAUGACGCUUCCACCUUUUAUAUCAGAAAUCAAUAGCCCCUCCGACAUUAAUUCGCUUUCUUUUUUUCCCUAUUAUCUCAAAGCAUCGAUUUUUUUUCGCAUGUUAAAACAUAUAAUAAUUGCCAAACAGGCACAAGUCUUUCUACAAGGUAUUCAACUUUAUUUAAACACAUAUAAAUUUGGCUCAGCAAAUUCGGACGACUUUUGGACUGCUAUGCAAACUACUCUAAAUAAGACAAAUUACGUACGCAAAUUUGAUUUAAAAAAAAGAUUACAAAAUUAUAUGUGGUAUCACACUUCAAUUGUGCUAGACGUAAAUCGAAAUUAUAAGACUGGAUACACGAAAGUAUCGUUCAUGCCUGAAAAUCUAAAUAACCAAACUCUUUUAACCAAACGAGAGUUUAUGAUACCUGUGACUUAUACAAUUCAAAAUAGUGCCAAGUUCAACAUAACUUCGACGAAUAUCAUGUGGCUAAAUGUAUAUACGUACGAUAAGAAACGUGUGUCUUUAAACUUUAAUUCCUAUAAUAUAAAUGGUUGGUUAAUACUCAACUUACAACAAAUCGGAUAUUAUCGCGUCAAUUAUGAUUUAACAAAUUGGAAGAAAAUUGUAAAAUUUUUGAACACGAAAAAAUAUACGGAAAUACAUGUUCUUAAUCGUGCUCAAAUUGUUGAUGACGUAUUUAAUCUUAUGUUACAUCAACGUGUACGUGGUAAUAUAUUCUUACAAGUCUUGAAAUACCUUUCGCAAGAGACAGAUUUUGUGGCAUGGUACCCAAUGUUCAAAGCUUUUGAAUAUUUGUCGUAUUCCUUUCCAUUGAGUCAAACGAAAAAAAUGAAGAAAAAAAUAAGACAAACAUUAAAUAGUGUUAUUAAAAAGAUAGGAUAUAAUGAUCCUACUAACAAUCAUUCUAACAAUUCUGACAAUCCUUUUUACGAUUCUAGAAUAAUUUUAAGACACGAAAUUAUGAGAUGGAUAUGUGUUCUUAAUGAUGCCAAAUGUAAAAAAAUGGCUCACAAAAAAUUGCAACAAUAUUUGGCUGCAGGAGAAAGCUUAAAUAAUUCUAUGAUUUGGCCUGUGCCAGGAUUAAUGGAGUGGACAUUCUGUUACGGUGUAAUGACAGUAAAGGAUAAUGAUUGGUAUACAUUACUGGAUAGAUGGAAACACUUGCCUGAAAAAUUAUUCAAAUUUUUGGCUUGUUCUGAAAAUAUGCAUAUCAUCACGACGUAUUUGCAUAUAAUAGCAUUGUCAAAAACGCAUUUUGAUGAACCAAAUGACCGUAUUCAUAUUUUUUAUUUUAUUAUUGCAAGGCAUAUAACGAAUAAACAAGUGUUUCAGUUUGUACUAAAGAAUUUUAAGACAACAAUACCCAAAGAAAUCAAGAGAACCGCAGCAUUA